Paramormyrops kingsleyae is the source of this 3820-nucleotide messenger RNA. NCBI's taxonomy places the organism in Eukaryota, Metazoa, Chordata, Actinopteri, Osteoglossiformes, Mormyridae. The record is from RefSeq and is a predicted model, not a curated record.
GUGUACAUCUCGGCGUGUGCGGGAGCUGUGGUGGCAGGGCGUGCCCCCCAGCGUCCGGGGCAAAGUGUGGAGCCUGGCCAUGGGCAACGAACUCAACAUCACCCACGUCCCCCUAGUGGUUAACUUCCUCUUCACGUGUCCAGACAUAGGGUUGUCGCAGGCAGACAGAGAGGCCAGCCUGGAGCUCAUCAAGCUGGACAUCUCUAGAACAUUUCCCAACUUGUGCAUUUUCCAGCAGGGGGGGCCGUACUACGACGUGCUGCACAGCAUACUGGGGGCGUACACCUGCUACCGGCCGGAUGUGGGAUAUGUACAGGGCAUGUCCUUCAUCGCGGCAGUGCUGAUCCUGAACCUGGAUACAGCGGACGCCUUCAUCGCAUUUGCAAACCUUCUGAACAAGCCCUGUCAGAUGGCCUUCUUCAGGGUGGACCACAGCCUUAUGUUAACCUAUUUUGCAGCAUUUGAAGUGUUCUUUGAAGAAAACCUACCAAAGCUUUUUGCACAUUUCAAGAGCAACAACUUAACUCCGGAUAUAUAUUUAAUUGACUGGAUCUUUACCCUGUACAGUAAGUCCCUCCCCCUGGACCUCGCGUGUCGCGUGUGGGACGUGUUCUGCCGAGAUGGAGACGAGUUCCUGUUCCGUACGGCGCUGGGCGUCCUCAGGCUUUACGAGGACAUCCUGACCAGGAUGGACUUCAUCCACAACGCUCAGUUCCUCACACGGCUCCCCGAGGACAUCUCGGGCGAGGAGCUUUUCUGCUCCAUCAGCAGCAUCCAAAUGCAAAGCAAGAAUAAGAAGUGGGCCCAGGUUCUCCAAGCACUGCAGAAGGAACAGGAGAGAGGCAGCCCCGUCUUAAAGCGCUGAGUGUAUAGACGUCUCAAAGCAUCAUAAUCUUUAUUUUAGAAAUUGUUACUGGAUUUUUGUUUCCCCCUAUUUUUGAAGAAGCCGUUUGUAAGAGCCGUCCACAGACAUCUUGACUGCUUUCAGAACCUAAGAUUUAGUCUGGCUGCAGAGAGUGUGAGGUUGCAGGGCUUGUAGAGAGUCUAAGGACCAAAGCCUUAAAACCUGGAACCUCCAGUUUACUGGCCCAGCAGCUAAUCGAAAGGGGCGUCUCGAGUGUAAACGGCCCUCAUCUCUAACCAGGUCUCACUCUGGGAGUGAGGUAGACAAAGAGGCCCUUCCUCCUUUGGGUGUGUCUUACGCUGCUAUUGGCGAUGCUGUGCUGUCUUGGGUUGGUCUCCUGUGACUGUAGGGUUCUGUGUGUGUUUCUGACCUGCUGACCUGAGGAGUGGUGGCAAACCUCCACUAGCUUUGUAAGAAGAUGAUGUAUGAAGAUGUUUCCUCUAGGGGGAGCUGUUUGCUCUUGGAGGGGCUGCACUGGGCGCCCUCUGGUCGACUCUCCCCAUCGUCCUUCAUAUGCGCUGCGAACUGAGGUCACAUUUUAUUUUUCGCCAGUUGACACUUGGAGUGGAUGACUCAGACCUUAAAUUUGCACAUAUAGGAAGCGUGGUGCAACCCCCCCAUCUCCUACUCAUUGUGUUUCUGUGUGCUGUCCCUGCCUUCAGUCAUGUGACACAGACAGUCUUUCAUCUUUUCAUUUCUGUGUCUUACUGAAUGGUUUGACGCUCAGCCCCCGUUCAGCCUUCGCCUUUCCUCUCUUUUACGUGUGGUGUACAUUUCGGGUUGUACUGAUGCACUACAGGAAUGGAUUUUACACAAAGUGAAGGAUUCAGCUGUGUGUUUGACAUCCCUGCUGUAAAUGUACUUGUAUAUGUACUGCGGUGUGGUGCUGCUUAUACGUGUUUCACUUGCAUGUUACAUGUUGCAUGUCAGGCCGGAGACACUUUAACCCCGAUUAUAUUCGACAUCAUUUCACUCAGUAUGUCAGAAGAAAAGCAUCAUGUAAAGUUGUCCUGUGGUUUUUACUCUAUUACUACUAUUAAAAUGCAUUUAUUUGUUCCAUCUAUUUACUUUUUACCUUUUUUCACCGACAUUCAACAUGAAUAAGAAUAAUUGCUUUAAUUUGCUAACCUCUGAUUCAGGACCUUUUUUCCUGCUUUCCCUGAAAUGUUACACUUAGGCUUGAUCAUCACAGAAAUGUCAGAUAAUCCUCUCCUUGGGAUUUGUUCUGUGCUCCUCUUCCACAGGAAUCCAAAUCUUCCAUUCCAGUUGUUCUAGCUAUUCUUGUUGUUCUCCUGCUCCCUCACUAAACCCAAUUCCUGCACGUAUCAGAAGGUCGUGAGUACAGUAGGUGACUUUUGUGGGUCCUUAGCCCUUGUCCUAAGAAGGGCUGGAAUGGGCUCCCAUGUACGAACAGCUGCAAGGUGGGCAAUGUAACAGGCCAUUUUAUGGUGGUCUUAUUUUUCCGGAUGGCUGCAGGCCCAUGUGCCCCGAAAUACUUUAGCACAGCCAGUACAAAGACCAAAGUAAUCGAUCCAGAGCAUAAGAUUUGCUGUGGCUCUGACCUCUUCUCCAUGUGCCCUGCGGCUGCCAUUUUGUAAAGUUGGCACAUGUGAGAUUUGCUGUUGUGCAGUGUGCAGAUGACAUCGAUACUGGCUGUUUUAUACACCUUUCUUCCACUGGGUGUUUUUAUUUACCUCUCUUCUGUUGCAUGCUCCAGAUCCCUGGAUAUCAGUGUGCGAUGCUGAAUCAUUUCCAUGCUGUGUUGGCACAUGGGCUUAAACCAAUUUGGUCUUGAGUUUUUAUUUUUUUUUGCUGUUAUCGUACCUUUUUGUUCGGCAUGCAGUUUGACUUCUGACAGCUUUUCGCAGUCUUUGACUUCACUUUGCUUUUAAUUUUUGAGUUCAUGUAGAGUACAGAAUAAUACAGGCACCUUUUCUGUGAGCAUAUUUAUUUAGCAGAUGUGUGGACAGAUAUCAGACUUCCUGUUUGUGUCUUUUGUUAUCACUGUUGAUUUUGGUUGAGUCAUGCAUCGAGUUGCACAAUACAUGUUGCAUUAAGCUGAAUGCACUGGACCUGCACUGAGGACCAUACUACCCUGAAAUGCUGUGACUGGAGUUUGACUCACUGGGAUGUAUCCAGUGGUCUACAUUCCGUGAUUUGUUUUUCAGAAAAAUAGUGGGUCAGAAAUGCAUGGGUUAUAUUCAUCUCCUUAAUUUCCAGUAAAUUGUUUAGUGGCCUUUGCUUCCCUUAUGAGUUACAGGGAUCCAAUGACUAUUGCUUUCCAGGGAGGGAACUAUCUUAGCACUUUCCUGUCCAAUCAGUGCAUUUGCAUUCCGGUCAUCUGACAAUCUGGAAAUGUCUUUGUCCAAUCAGAGCUUGAAUCUUGGUCACUGUCUACUGGUAUAACUAUCCUGUUGUAAUUCCUAAAUUUUUAGAUACCUGACAGGUUGUCUGUCAUGUUUUGUUUUUGUUUAAUGUUACUUUUGUGUGAAUAAAUUAAAUUAUGUAGUUUCUAUGUGAGCUUUUUGUCUAAGCACUGCCCCCCAAAAUUGGCCUCUGCUGGUUUCUGUAUGUUGUUCAUGUGGAGCACAGACAUCACCUCAUGAAGGUGCUCCUUAUAUAUAUUACCUGCUGCUGGGUUUGUCUGAGAAAGCAGCUGCUCCUUAUGUUAUGGGUCAGAUGAGUUUGGUGAUGAAAGAAGCAUCAAUGUAGUAAACACUAGGAUGUUUAUUUGAUUUUGUUUGUUUUUUGUGUCGUGCCUCUGUGUUCUGCACCCUUUUGGGUUGUGUAUGAUUAUGCUGUUUCCAAGGGACCCGGUACAGUUAAUGUUGGAGUCUUUGGGAUUGUAAAAUAUGCCGGUAGAUGUGUAAAUACUGUUUUAUUAAAUAAAGCCCUGUAAAUAUACAGCUAACUGAA